AUGGCCGACUUCACCGCCAUCGCUCAGCAGUUCGUCCAGUUCUACUACGAGACCUUCGACACCAACCGCGGGGGUCUGGCUGGUCUCUACCGCGACCAGUCCAUGCUCACCUUUGAGACCAGCUCGGUCCAGGGUCCCGGAGCCAUCACCGAGAAGUUGACCAGCCUGCCCUUCCAGCAAGUGCGUCACCAGAUCGCGACCUUCGACGCCCAACCCUCCAGCGAAGGCGGCAUUGUUGUCCUGGUGACUGGUGCCCUCCUGGUCGACGAGGAGCAGAAGCCCAUGAACUACACCCAGUGCUUCAAGCUGCAGCCCGACGGCGCCGGAAGCUACUUCGUGCUCAACGACGUCUUCCGACUGAUCUACGCUGCCUCGUAA
Molecule: messenger RNA, 378 nt
Organism: Penicillium alfredii
Lineage: Eukaryota; Fungi; Ascomycota; Eurotiomycetes; Eurotiales; Aspergillaceae
Product: nuclear transport factor 2 family protein
Exons: 6
Coding region: 1-378 (125 amino acids)
Biological process (GO): protein import into nucleus
Cellular component (GO): nuclear pore central transport channel
Source: RefSeq, a predicted model, not a curated record